Molecule: messenger RNA, 1355 nt
Organism: Gordionus sp. m RMFG-2023
Lineage: Eukaryota; Metazoa; Nematomorpha; Gordioida; Chordodea; Parachordodidae
Product: coiled-coil domain-containing protein 174-like
Exons: 9
Coding region: 26-1279 (417 amino acids)
Cellular component (GO): nucleus
Source: RefSeq, a predicted model, not a curated record
UGAAUGCAUAUUAUGUGAUAAUGCUAUGAAUUCCUUCAUUACAUCUGGGUUUGAACAUAUAAAAUCAGAUUAUCUAAAAAAAAAGGCUGAGUUAGAGAAGUCAAAGAAGAACACAAUAUCUGUUAAAUCUGGUGAUGGAUCAUAUGACGUUAUUAUAAUAAAACCUAAAGAUAAAGAAAAAUUAAGAAAUAAACUAAGGAACCGCGAUGCCAAUUACCGGGCUAGAAAAAUCGAUUCAGAGGAUGAAGAUGAUGACAGAUUAUCUUUAUCACAGAAAAGGUUACAAAUGAAAGCCAAGAUAUAUGACAAAUUGUCCAGUGCCCUUCCUAGUGAUGAAAUAAAUGCCAUUUAUAUGGUAGACUUUCAGAGAAAAUAUAUUCAUGACAAGGAUGACACCAGGCCAGAGUCAGAACCUCCAAAAGUUUACAAUGAUGAUGAAUUAAGGAUUCCUUCAGAGGCUGUCCAUUUCCAAGAAGUCUUUGGCGAUGAGGCUCGCGAAUUGGGUGUUGGCUACUUCAAAUUUAGCACUGAUGAAGCUGAAAGACAAAAACAAAUGGAGGAAUUUGAGAGGAUGGAAAAAGAACGGGAAGAGAUCAGAGCUAAUAAUCCAUUGCUGCAAGCUAAAAUCAGGGAAACUUACAAAGACAAAAUUAUGGCCAAGUUGAGAAAGAAGGAGAGGCGUAAAAUAACGGCGGAACUGAUGGAAGAACUCAUAGACCAAGAGCUCGAGAGGGAGAAAAUGGAGAGAGAAAAUAUCAAAAAGAAAAUGGAAGAUGAGAUGUUGGAGUACGAGGAAUAUAAAAAGAAACACCUAAGACCCUGGGAUAAGUAUAAAUCAGAACAUGGCGAUGAUCCAGACAAACUCCAAAUACCUAAACCUAAUUAUAUAAUGAACCAGGAAAGAUGGGUAGAUAAACAAAGAGAAGAACGCAAUCCAGAUUUUGCACCCCCCUCCGAUUUUUAUUCUUCCAAUUAUUCGAAACACAGAUAUUUAUCUGACAAACAAUCAUCAUCAGGUGCCAAUAACUCUCGUAAACAUAACCUAUCCAACUCUGACUCAGAUUCUAGUUGUGAAACUUUAAAUCGAAAUAAUAAUGAUAAUAAACCUAAGCCCUUUAAAAAUAAAUUUCCCCAAGUUGGUGUUGGACUCGAUAAAUCUUCAAAGUUAUCAAAUAAUUUUUCUACGAGUAAUUUGAAUAGUGAUAAAGCUAUCGGCCGCGAAGAUGAAUUUAUUCAAAGUAUCCUAAAUCCUUUAUUAGCACAGAACACGAAGCAUUGAUAUUUAAAUUGCAUGUUGUUAUUAUUUAAUCAGUUACAGAUUUAUUAUAUAUCAUAAUGUCCCUUUGCGUAAUAUA